AGGAAAUAGAAGAAACUAUAACCUAGUAAUUGUAAUUUACUAGUCUACCUUGCAACUAGGUUAUUACAGUCUCUCCUACUAGCUAGACUAAUAACAACGUCGCGCUAGCGUGGCUCAAGCAUUUCGACGUCCAUACGAAGGCGUCCUCUGCUGGGGCGUAUAGGCUGCUCAUUAUUAACAGUCAUGAGAGCCACUGCUCGAUAGAAUUCCAGGACUACUGCAAGGAGAACAAGAUUAUCACUCUCUGCAUGCCACCACACUCAUCACACAUCCUGCAGCCUCUUGACGUUGUCCCCUACUCGCUGUUAAAGCGCCACUACGGCGACAGGAUCUCGCUCUUGGCACGCAGCUGCAUCCACUAUAUUAAUAAAGAAACCUUCCUCCUAGCCUUUAAAGCAGCUUUUAAGAAGAUGUUUAUAUUAGAGAAUAUUCGCGCAGGGUUUUAAGGCGCUAGACUAGUCCUGCAUGACCCUAAGGUUGUGUUAUUGAAGCUUGAUGUA
Messenger RNA from Didymella exigua CBS 183.55, 500 nucleotides. RefSeq lists its product as uncharacterized. The record is from RefSeq and is a predicted model, not a curated record. The transcript has 2 exons. NCBI's taxonomy places the organism in Eukaryota, Fungi, Ascomycota, Dothideomycetes, Pleosporales, Didymellaceae. The coding region runs from base 249 to 446 and encodes 65 amino acids.